This is a messenger RNA of Mizuhopecten yessoensis (Yesso scallop), 2102 nucleotides long. Its product is annotated as 5-hydroxytryptamine receptor-like. Bases 7 to 963 code for a protein of 318 amino acids. Gene Ontology annotation, biological process: adenylate cyclase-activating adrenergic receptor signaling pathway. The transcript has 2 exons. Gene Ontology annotation, cellular component: membrane. Lineage: Eukaryota; Metazoa; Mollusca; Bivalvia; Pectinida; Pectinidae. Gene Ontology annotation, molecular function: G protein-coupled receptor activity. The record is from RefSeq and is a predicted model, not a curated record.
GAGAAUAUGUACCACUUACCUACCAUCACUAACAAAAACAAGCAACAAGAGAAAAUACGUACAUAUGUAGAUGAUCUUCUGCCGAUAGAAAGGGUUUUGAUGGUGGUCCUGUGGCUCCCUCCUUGUAUUCUAGACCGGGUAAACAACUCCGUACCUUACGAAUGCACCUGGGAACCAUCCAAAAACAAGGAGUUCGUCAUUGUCAUAGCAACCAUUGGCCAUCAUGGAUCAUUCGUCGUCAUGUUGUUAUGCUAUAUAAGAGUCUUUCUUGUUGUUCUAAACCGGAAGAAGGUUGGGGCGGUAUAUCAUCAUACUAGUCCAGAACUCGUGAGGAAAACAACGAAUCUUGUUAAAAUUUAUGCAAAGUCAGAUACAGACAUAAAUCUUUCAGAUCAAGCGACUGAAAAAGCUCUGAAAGCAUCAUCGGCUGAAAAGGUUGGUGAUCAAAAACUUGGACCGGAAAUGACGACGAAUUCAGCGUUUCCCUGGAAGAGUGACCCGUAUCUCAGACCUGACUCGUGUAAAACGUUAUUGGAAAAGAACGACAAGAAAGCAUUUGUUUCUACCGUUACCAUAACAACAGCAGCGUCCGGAGCACUGGAGACGGAUAGUCAUACAAGUGACCUUCCGUCUAAAAAUGACCAGGAGAGACCACACAUAAGGGACCGAGGUCAUUCCAAGAAGAGGAAACAAAAAGAGGACAGAAAAUACGAACGAAACGAAAGGAAAGUUUUCAAAACUCUAACCUACAUUUUAGUCGGUUACGUUAUCUGUUGGCUUCCGUUUCACAUUGUGUUUGACGUCAGUUGUGCCAUGCCGGAAGUAGUCCCGCCACUUGUUUUCAAUAUCACAUUUUGGUUGUCGUACAUGAAUUCCACGAUAAACCCAUUCCUUUAUAAUUUUAGCAGUGCCGAAUUUCGUGCCGCUUCUAAGGCUCUGCUAUGCAGAAAACGUCGCACUUAAAAAAGCACUUUUUUGUAUUGUGCAUUUGCUGUGGUAUCGUGGAUUAACUGAAGAUCGUGGUUCAUAAUCGUUGUAUAUGUAUUUUUAACUCAGGGGAGAUCAUAAACACACAAAAAUUCAAAUGUAGAGGCACUUUGACAAAAGAACUAUCAUCUUUUACAGGAAGAAAUCUUGAAGAUGCCCAGUUUGUAGAUUGAUAGGUUAAACCGACUUGAAAUUGUUGAGUUAGUAUUACGUUGGAUUAUGUUGUGUUCGGCGAUAAAUCAGCCAAUGGUAUACUGUUGACAUAGGGGAUGGACACGAUUGUGAGGUUGAUUUUGAUAAUCAAAUACGUAUGAAUUCGAAUAUCCUAUGUAUUUAGUCAAGCCACAAUGACCUGUCGUGUUGAACUCUGGUUACCAUAUUCAUAAUAGGUGAGUUAAUGUUCUUAUAGGCGGAAUAUGCAGAUCUAUCAUUAAAAAAAGUGAUCAGCGAUGUUACUGGUCGAACAGUUGUAACACUAUGGGGCGUGCAUAGUGUAAACUAUAUAUAAAUACCAAUGCCAAAUAUAGAUAAUCCACGUACAGUUCAACGGGAAAGGUCAACGUGAAAGUUCAACUUGAAAGUUCAGCGUGAAAGGUCAACGUGAAAGUUCAGCGUGAAAGGUCGACAGGAAAGGUCAACGUGAAAGGUCAUUUUGGUCUGACUAUCACAUUUAACUUGUUAUGUAUAUAUUUUAGUUUUAUUGUGGUCGAUAUGAUACAACGAAUAUGAUUACAGCGAAUAUAUGGAUAAUUGAAUGUCUCAAGUUAAAACUCACAUAUUGUACCAAAAGAUUAAGGAAUUCUAUCAACGAAAUCGUUUAUGAACUUGAAAUUGCGAGAAAUGUGUUAUAUACCUUGUUGUGAUGACAGGUUUUGACCAAAUUGCGCAAUUCAGUGGAACCACCGAAACAAGGACAUUUUGUUUUAUUACUUACAAACGUGCGAAGAGUUUAACAUUACUUCUGUUUUUCAGACAAUGACACACUUGAUAUAAAAGUUUUAGAGUAUAUAAAUAAGGGGAACCGUAAUAUAAAUGUAAGACUGCAUUGUGAUAACAAACCAUGGUGUGUGUUUUUAUAUCGGGUUCCUAUAAAUUGUGAGCUGAGAUAUGAAAUA